Molecule: messenger RNA, 768 nt
Organism: Pararge aegeria (speckled wood butterfly)
Lineage: Eukaryota; Metazoa; Arthropoda; Insecta; Lepidoptera; Nymphalidae
Product: ATP synthase subunit O, mitochondrial-like
Exons: 3
Coding region: 1-606 (201 amino acids)
Biological process (GO): proton motive force-driven mitochondrial ATP synthesis
Molecular function (GO): proton-transporting ATP synthase activity, rotational mechanism
Source: RefSeq, a predicted model, not a curated record
AUGUUUCGAAUGUUUCUAAGGAGAAUGUGCUCUGCACCAAAGUCUAAAAGUACACCCAUACCGGUGUUUGGCGUAGCAGGGCGAUAUGUUUCGGCUCUAUACAGUGCAGCGUUACAAAUGAAUCAACUUGAUGAAACCGAGAAACACCUUCGGAGUUUGCAAAAGGAACUAAAUAAACCUAAAGUAGUCGACUUCCUCGAGACUAGUAUGGUAACAUCGGCAGACAAAGCUAAGCUGUGGAAACAAGUCGGCGAAGAAUCAGGAAUGCCACCGGCUGCUGUAAAUUUUUUGGUCAUCGUUGCUGAAAAUGGGCGUUUAAAAAUGUUAAGGCGCAUAGUUCAAACGUUUUUAGCAGUGAUGGUAGCACAUAGAAAUGAAGCUAUAUGUGAAGUAAUAACUGCUAAAGCCCUUGAUGAUGGCUCCCGUCAAGCCCUGAUGAGCGCUUUGAAGAAAUUUGUCAAAAGUGGCAAGAAUAUUCAACUAACGGAAAAGGUUGACCCUUCAAUUAUUGGAGGGCUAAUUGUUGGCAUUGAAGAUAAACACAUCGAUCUUAGUAUUGCACGAAGGAUUCAAAUGUACUCUGAUAUUUUAAAACAGUCUGUCUGAAAUCCAGCUUUUGAGAUUAAAUGUCUUUUUUAAUUUUUUAUUCCCCUACAAGUGAUGAUGCAGCUUAAGAUGGUAGCAAGCUAUCCUCUUUUGGGGUAUGGAACCCCAGUCGGUUUCUACGUCGCAUCGUAUCGAGACACUAAAACACUUGCUGGCACGUCU